Sinocyclocheilus rhinocerous is the source of this 323-nucleotide messenger RNA. RefSeq names its product eukaryotic translation initiation factor 4E type 2-like. NCBI's taxonomy places the organism in Eukaryota, Metazoa, Chordata, Actinopteri, Cypriniformes, Cyprinidae. Bases 35 to 286 code for a protein of 83 amino acids. The record is from RefSeq and is a predicted model, not a curated record. Gene Ontology annotation, biological process: translational initiation. Gene Ontology annotation, molecular function: RNA 7-methylguanosine cap binding; translation initiation factor activity. The transcript is spliced from 3 exons. Gene Ontology annotation, cellular component: eukaryotic translation initiation factor 4F complex.
GAAGGCCUCACACGUGUGUGUGUGUGUGUUUCAGAUGGUGACCCCCGGCGCUGGCGAGCACCCGCUGCAGUAUAACUACACGUUCUGGUACUCGCGCCGGACGCCCAGCAGACCAGCAAACACACAGAGCUACGAGCAGAACAUCAGACAGAUGGGGACAGUGGCGUCGGUGGAGCAGUUCUGGAAGUUCUACAGUCACCUGGUGCGACCCGGAGACCUGACGGGACACAGCGACUUCCACCUCUUCAAAGAGGGAAUCAAACCCAUGUGGGAGGUGAGAGUGUGAGUGUGUGAGAGUGUGAGUGAGUGAGUGUGUGUCAGUG